AUGCCAGCUAUCUCAGAAGCACAGAACAUGACGACCUCUCCCAUGACAUAUGGGAACGGCCACUGCCCAAAUAGCCAUACGUCUAAUGGCGUCAAUGGCAGAAGCAGUGUGAACGGUACUAAUGGCACCAAUGGAGUAUACUCGACAGCGAAUCAGUCGCGACUCCGGCCGGCCGUGCCGGAUGAAGUUCAAGACCUAAUCUGUGUUGGCUUUGGCCCUGCCAGUCUUGCGGUUGCUGUGGCUGUCCAUGAUACGCUUGAGGCGGGAACACUGGCAGCGCCGCCCAAGAUCUUAUUUCUCGAGAAGCAGCACGGGUUCGCCUGGCAUGCUGGCAUGCUCCUGCCCGGCGCCAAGAUGCAAAUUUCUUACAUCAAGGAUCUGGCCACGCUCCGCAACCCGCGUUCUGCUUUCACCUUUACAAACUAUCUCCACGAGAAUGGGCGUUUGGUCGACUUCACCAACCUCGGAACCUUCCUCCCUGCUCGUGCCGAGUAUGAGGACUACCUCCGCUGGUGUGCAAGUUCGUUCGACGAGUCCGUGAUCUACGAUAUAGAGGUCUUGGCUGUCGAUGCUGAUGUGCAGGAUGGCCAAAAGAUACAGAAAACCGCACACGAUACUGUCUCUACAUUCCGCGUCGUGGCCAGAGAUGUCACAUCUGGACGUGAACAGCUCUACCGAGCACGCAAUGUGCUCAUUGCCACAGGCGGCAAGCCGUCACUGCCGGUGUGCCUGUCCGCAUCCCACCCACGCGUCAUUCAUUCCUCUCAGUUUGCCCACCUUGUGCCGACAAUCCUCGACAACCAGCAUGCCCCGUACCGCGUGGCUGUCGUUGGAGCCGGCCAGAGUGCAGCUGAGAUCUUCAACAAUAUCCAAGAGUUGUACCCGAACUCGCAGACCUUUCUUGUGAUGCGGUCCGAGUUCCUCCGCCCCAGUGACGACUCUCCGUUUGUCAACUCUAUUUUUAAUCCCGAGUACAUUGACAGCUUGUAUCCCAAACCAGCUAGCUACCGAAGGAACCUUCUGGUUGAUGCCCGUCCAACCAAUUAUGGUGUAGUGCGCCUCGAAUUGAUUGAACAUCUCUACGACCGCAUGUAUCACCAGCGCCGCAAGCUCGGUACAGACGAAAAGAAGUGGCCGCACCGCAUCCUCGGGUCGACUCAGGUUGCCCGCGUCGAACCGGGCGAGAAGGACGCCCUGCGCCUGGUCGUGGAACCGGUUCAAAGCGGCACAUCAGCCGAGCCCGAAGUGCUGGAAGUCGACCUCGUUAUUGCAGCCACCGGCUACGAACGAAAUAGCCAUGUGACUAUGCUCAAGGGCCUGUGGCCCCUUCUCCCGGAAACGGAGUCCAAGAGGGCUACCAGCGGCACGGACGAUGACAGCAUCGGUACCUGGGAGGUGAAUGACACAACCGCGUCAGACGGUGCCUCCCCGACAAAGAUGCUCCGCGUUGCCCGCGAUUACCACGUCGAGUUUGACGCAACGCGCAUUGCGCCAGGCUCAGGCAUCUGGCUGCAAGGAUGCUGUGAAGGCACACAUGGUUUGAGCGACACACUGUUGUCUGUUCUUGCCACUCGUUCUGGCGAGAUUGUCGAAUCAAUUUUUGGUGCCAACAAACGAUGA
This is a messenger RNA of Sporothrix schenckii 1099-18, 1620 nucleotides long. RefSeq names its product L-ornithine N5-oxygenase. NCBI's taxonomy places the organism in Eukaryota, Fungi, Ascomycota, Sordariomycetes, Ophiostomatales, Ophiostomataceae. The coding region runs from base 1 to 1620 and encodes 539 amino acids. The transcript is spliced from 3 exons. The record is from RefSeq and is a predicted model, not a curated record. Gene Ontology annotation, biological process: intracellular iron ion homeostasis.